This is a messenger RNA of Carassius auratus (goldfish), 1305 nucleotides long. RefSeq lists its product as uncharacterized. Gene Ontology annotation, molecular function: transmembrane signaling receptor activity. Gene Ontology annotation, cellular component: external side of plasma membrane. The transcript has 7 exons. The record is from RefSeq and is a predicted model, not a curated record. NCBI's taxonomy places the organism in Eukaryota, Metazoa, Chordata, Actinopteri, Cypriniformes, Cyprinidae. Gene Ontology annotation, biological process: cell surface receptor signaling pathway; immune response. Bases 232 to 1305 code for a protein of 357 amino acids.
CCCACAGUGACCAUUAAACCUGCUCAACAAGUAUUCAGAGGAGAUAAAGUCACUCUCAGGUGUGACAUAUUUGGUGGAGAAGUCACUAGCUGGCGCUACAGCUGGUAUAAAGAAAGUCUAGAGAAAGUUUCCAGUAAACUACAGGAACACACAUUCAGUUCUGUUUCUAAGUCUGAUGCAGGUAAAUACUCCUGUAAAGGAUCAGAGACAGAAGGAUCACGCAGGUCACAAAUGAGUGAUAAAGUUACACUGACAGUAUCAGAUCCAGUAGCAGUUUUAAGUGUUUCUCCACAGAAGUGGUUGACUGAAGGAGAUCCAGUGACUCUGAUCUGUCAGGUUCACAGCUUUUCUUCAGGCUGGACGUUCAGCUGGUUCACACUAACUGUCUCAGCAGAGAACAGCCAUCAUUAUCAUCUACUCUCGGACAGCAGCAGAGGAGCAGGAGGAAACUACACGGUCAGUUCUGCUGCUCUAAAUCACACAGGAGUUUAUGUGUGCAGAGCAGAGAGAGGGAAACCAGUCUAUAAAACACAGUACAGCAACACACAGCUGAUAUGGGUCAUUGGUGUUUCUCCUCCAGUCUCUCUGAUCGUCAGUCCCAGCAGAACUCAACACUUCACAUCUGUCUCUCUCUCUCUGAGCUGUGAGGACCAGAGUAACUCUACUGGAUGGAGAGUGAGAAGAUACACAGACGAUGGACGACUGGAAGAUUGUUCAUCAUUACGUCGAGGAUCACAAACAGGAUCUACGUGUUCAAUCAGCUCCACCGUCUCAUCAGACACUGGAGUGUACUGGUGUGAGUCUGAAUCUGGAGAGAAACAUCAUCCUGUUAAUAUCACUGUACACUCUGGUGUGAUUCUGGAGAGUCCGGUCCACCCUUUGACUGAAGGAGAUAAUCUGAUUUUACGCUGUUUAUAUCAACUUAAAACCCCAUCAUACCUCAGAGCUGAUUUCUAUAAAGCUGGAUCACUCAUCCAGAAUCAAACUACAGAGAUGAGCAUCACUACUGUCUCAAAGUCACAUCAGGGUUUCUACUACUGCAAACACCCGAGAGGAGAGUCACCCAAGAGCUGGAUCUCAGUCAGAGACUCAAGAUCUGAUGGUCUCAAUCCCAUGAUAAUUGGAGUGACUGCUGGACUGACUGUUGCAGUUUUGAUCAUUGUCUUCUUGGUCCUGCUGUGGUGCUACAGAAACAACAAAGACAAUGUAAGUGGGCCUCCUGAACACAUCUAUGCUGAGAUUGAACUGAUAUCUGUAACAAAGAAGAAGAAAAAGAAAGAAGACAAAGGUAAACUAAAACCAUAA